CAAAUAAUCUGUAUGAAGCGAACUAAGAGAGACUUUCGAAGAGGCAAUAUUUCCUACUGAGUACAAACAUAAUUUCGCCAGAGAAAAUACAAAUAAAAGCAGCAAAAAUGACUACAAACACUAUUUCGCCGGCAACUGCCACCCCUACUCCCGCAUCCACAACCGCAUUCAGUAAUAGCAGUGCAGAUCAACUCCCCACGCCAGCGCCGAGUAAUAAGAGCUUCGACCAACUCACCUUUGAAAAUUACAGUUACAGCGUUUACAUGCACCCCACGCUGUCAGAGUAUUAUCCGAAUCUCACACCCUUCGUCACACUUUGUCUCUUUGUGGGCAUUUUAAUUCUCAUGCUAAACAUUUCCAUAUUUCUCACGACGGUGGCUAAACUGAAACAACGUCUGCGCAAACCGCUACUUGCGCCCUCUAUAGCACUCGUUUCACUCUAUCCGCUCAUUAGCCUGGUGGCGUUACUCACUCUACUUCUGCCGAAAAUUUGGUUCAGCUGUCACACUGUAAUGCAUCUGUUAUUCACUGUUGGUGGGAUUAUCUUCCAUCAGCUGUGUUUGCACUAUAUCGGUUCGGAGGUGAGCUUUAUCAAGGAAACCGCAGGUAUGGCUGUGCCGAUUAGAACACCGCCAUGUUGCUGUUGUUGCAUAUGCUUGCCGGGCGUGACGCCCACGCGCGGUCGUUUUGUGGUGCUGCGUUGUAUGGUGUGGCAGAUGGUGUUCGUGCAGGGCAGCAUAAUGUUCGUAUUGAAUGGCAUCUACUACAAUGAUAUGGAUCUAUUCCUCGAUGUACACUUAUACUUCUUACCAUUCAUCAUUUGCUCGAUUAUACUCGGCGUUUGGGGGCUGAAUAUUACUGUGCGUGUGGUAAAUAAUCUGCAUUCGGAUUAUAGCACUAUGAAAAAAAUGUUUUGCCUACAAUUAGUUGUGUUACUUUGUAAAAUGCAGUACAUAAUUUUAGAUCAACAAUUGGAUCGAGUUUUGCUUGGGGGCUUGUAUCCAAUGAAUCACGUUAUAUACAAGCAAACCAUCAUCAACACUUUGAUCUUAGUGGAAAUGAUUUUGGUGUCGCUAUUCGCGCAAAAUGCGUACAGAAUUCCAAUUCAAAUCGAAGAUAAUUAAAGACAUGCAAAUAAGAAUACUUUAAAUAUAAAUAAGUUACUCAAGUACAGCACUAGAUAAAUAUUUAGCUACUAUUUAUUAUACUUAAUUAGUUUGUUUGUUUCAAAAGUAGUCUACACACAUUGUAUACGAACUAUUUGGUAUUAUAAAAUACCAAAAAAGUAAAGUAGUAAGAUUAUUUUCAUAAAAUCUGUAUAUUAUGUACUUAUUGUUUGUGUUGUCUUAAAGUUUAAAAGGCCAAGAAGCUUAAAACAUGAAUUUUAGCACAAUAUUUUUUUUAAUAUUUUUAAAUUUUUACGCAACUGCUAUGGUAUACAUACCUACUGAGACACGCACGUCUAUAUGUAUAUAUAUUUAUAUUUAA
This is a messenger RNA of Rhagoletis pomonella (apple maggot), 1488 nucleotides long. Its product is annotated as organic solute transporter alpha-like protein. The record is from RefSeq and is a predicted model, not a curated record. Gene Ontology annotation, molecular function: transporter activity. Gene Ontology annotation, biological process: transport. NCBI's taxonomy places the organism in Eukaryota, Metazoa, Arthropoda, Insecta, Diptera, Tephritidae. The coding region runs from base 108 to 1124 and encodes 338 amino acids. The transcript is spliced from 5 exons.